Molecule: messenger RNA, 2588 nt
Organism: Vanrija pseudolonga
Lineage: Eukaryota; Fungi; Basidiomycota; Tremellomycetes; Trichosporonales; Trichosporonaceae
Gene: CRAT
Product: Carnitine O-acetyltransferase
Exons: 5
Coding region: 270-2510 (746 amino acids)
Molecular function (GO): acyltransferase activity
Source: RefSeq, a predicted model, not a curated record
CCGUGAGUCUCCACACCCAUCCAGCACCCAGGCGCCAAACUGGGCCAUUCCCCCCAAACAACUGCGAGUGCAUCAUCUGCGCGUGCUCCUUUGUCAUUGUCGUCCCAACGCUCUCUCUACUGCGCUACUCGUCACCAAACGCACAGUACUCUGCGUGUCCGACACCGCCAAAGACAACUCCCCCAUCCCCGAGUUGCUAGGCUACCUGCCCCCCUCCCCCCCCCCUUGCCCAAACGAAACCCAGCCCUAAUUCGCACAACCGCCGCAGAAUGCCGGUCCCCUCCCUCAGGCCUCUUGUCAAUAGCCGGAUCCUCGCAUCUCGUAUAAAACCAAAGUCAUCGCCCGCCGUUGCUGCGUUUGCUCUUUCUUGCACCCAAGCACCCCCCACAGCAUACCACGCAAGGAUGGUCUCGACCACUGCACCAAAGAAGACCCCAGCAAGGACUUUCGAGUACCAGGACAAGCUCCCCCGCUUGCCCGUGCCCGACCUUGACAAGUCGCUCGAGGGUUACAUCAAGAGCAUUGUGCCCCUCCUCGAGCAGAAGUAUGGCUCGCACGCCCUCCCCAAGGAGCUUGAGAAGCGCAAGCUCUUCGCCAAGGACUUUGCCUCCAAGGAUGGUCUUGGCCGUGUCCUCCAGGAGCGUCUGAAGGACCUCGACCACAUCUCGCCCAACAACUGGCUCGAUGACACGCUGUGGCUCGCGCUCGCGUACCACACCUGGCGCGCGCCCAUGCUCGUCAACUCGAACUGGUGGCUCCUGUUCGCGUCCGACCCCCAGGACCCUCAGCCCCCUGUUCUUGAGGGUGCCACCAACAAGACGACGGUCCCUCUCAACCCCAACCCCUCGAACGACCUUCCCGCCGGCGCUGAGGGUGGCGGCAAGCCUUGGCUCGACUCGCACACCGACAAGAAGGACUACUACCAGCCCUUCAAGUACGAGGAUGUGACCAAGAUUGAGUGGAUCACCGACUGGCAGGUUCGCCGUGCCGCUUGGCUCACCCGCCGUUUUGCCGAGUACAGGACGCAGAUCCUUCGCGAGGAGCUCCCUCCUCACGUCUCCAAGGCCGGCCCCAUGUGCAUGUCGCAGUUCGCCAAGAUCUUCAACUUCUCGCGUAUCCCACAGCCCAGCUCGGACGCGUUCUCGGUUAUUGACAACCAGGCGCUCCACACCACUGUCAUGAUCGACGACUUCAUCUACUCGAUUGAUGUCUUCCAGCAGGGUGCCGACGGUAUCCCGGAGCCCAUCCCCGCUGGCGAGAUUGAGCGCCUCUUCCAGGCCGCCGUUGAGGAUGCCAAGAAGCGCAAGGACGCUGGCGAGAAGCCUGCUCGUGUCGGCAUCCUCUCGGCCGACCACCGUGACACCUGGACUGUGAACCGCGAGAAGGUCAUCCUCUUCUCGCCCAAGAACCGCGAGACGCUGGCCAACAUCGACUCGUCGCUCAUCGUCGUCUCGCUCGACCCCUACACCCUGCCCACCCAGCCCACCGACGACCCCCUCCGCCAGGCUCCCGUCGACUCGCAGAUGCACAACACGCAGGGUGGUCUCUUUGGCGGGCGCAACCGCUGGUUCGACAAGCCUCUGAGCAUCCUCGUCGAGAACAACGGUCGUGCUGCCGUCAUGGGCGAACACUCGCCCGUCGACGCGCUUCUGCCUUCGAUGAUUGUCGACUACGCUCUUGCCGAGCCUGUCGACGACGCCCAGUUCUCGGUCACCAAGCAGAUCCUUCCCGCUCUUGGCCAGGGAUUCCAGCGCGAGGACUUUGUGGUCGACUCUGCUAUCCAGGACGAGAUCGCCGCCUGCGCCGAGCGCAACCUGCAGAUUGUCAACGACUCGGACGCCAGCACCCUCUGGUGGGCCGAGUUUGGCGGUGACUGGAUCAAGAAGAUUGCCAAGCAGUCGCCCGACGGCUUCAUGCAGCAGGCGCUCCAGCUCGCCUGGUUCCGCGACCAGGGCAACGCCACUGCCACGUACGAGACUGCUUCGACCCGUGGUUUCAAGCACGGUCGUACCGACGUUAUCCGUACCCUCAGCGUCGAGUCGCGUGCGUUUGUCAACGCCAUGGACAACGCCUCGCUCGACGACGCCAAGCGCUAUGAUCUCCUCACCAAGGCGGUUUUGGAGCACAACUCGCUCACCAAGCGCUCGUCUGCCGGUGGUGGUUGGGACCGUCACCUUAUGGGCCUCAAGGUCCAGCUCCGCCCUGGAGAGACGCACCCUCUUUUUGAGGACGAGCUGUACGCCAAGUCGCAGGAGUGGAAGCUCUCGACGUCUGGUCUGAGCUCUGGUAUCCGCUUCAUGGCUACUGGCUUUGGUGCCGCGUGGCCUGAUGGAUACGGCAUCAACUACAUGAUUGCGCCUCACGUUGUCAAGUUUGGCCUCGAGUCCAAGGUGUCGUGCCCCACGACGUCGACGACGCGCCUGAAGCACAACAUUGUGCAGGCUCUGCGCGACAUGCGCCGCGUGUGCGAGGCUAGUUCGACAGGAAAGGACGAGAAGGCGAAGCUCUAAGGGAAGGGAAGAUGGAUCUCUGAGGUGUGCGAUAGACGCCGAAAGAGUUGUACACAACAUGCAUUUGUCUAAGCUGCA